Messenger RNA from Esox lucius (northern pike), 2195 nucleotides. It is a transcript of the gene cfap52, whose product is annotated as cilia and flagella associated protein 52. Gene Ontology annotation, biological process: cilium assembly. Gene Ontology annotation, molecular function: protein binding. The transcript has 14 exons. The record is from RefSeq and is a predicted model, not a curated record. The coding region runs from base 94 to 1953 and encodes 619 amino acids. NCBI's taxonomy places the organism in Eukaryota, Metazoa, Chordata, Actinopteri, Esociformes, Esocidae.
UAUCUGGAUAGCAAAUGAGAUAGUUGAAACGCGAAACGUUUCUACAAGCUUCAAAGUAAAACAACAAAGAAAAGGGUGCAGUUUAAAUGAAAUAUGGCUGGAGACGCACAAGAUAUUCCACGGCUUGAGCUGGAAGCUGUAAUUGGGUUCAAUGGACAUGUCUUUUCUGGCCUUAGAGUGCACCCGGACAGAGAACACAUAAUUUAUCCUCUGGGUUGCACUGUUAUUCUGAAGAGCCUGAAAGAUGGCAAACAGGAGUUCCUCCACGGACACACCAACAAUGUCUCCUGUGUCACCGUGUCCAAAAGUGGACGCUACAUUGCUUCUGGUCAGGUCACCUUCAUGGGCUUCAAGGCUGAUUUGAUCAUUUGGGAUUACGAGAAAAGAGCAAUCCACGCUAGAUUUCAGCUCCACAAAGCUAAAGUGGAGGGACUUGCCUUCUCUCCCCGUGACAAGUACCUUGUUUCCCUGGGAGGACAGGAUGAUGGGAGCAUUGUGGUGUGGAACAUUGAAAACAAAGAGGCCAUCUGUGGGAGUCCGGCCUCAGCCCACAGUGCAGGCCACUGCCUCACCAUCGAGUACUCCAAUCACAGCGACGACAUCUUCAUCUCCGCCGGGAAUGGCACGGUGCGUGUUUGGGAGCUAGACCUUCCCAACAGGAAGAUCCGGCCUACGGAAUGCCAGACAGGACAGCUGAAGAGGAUUGUCAAGUGCAUUGAGAUCCCAGGGGACGACAGUGUCUUCUACUGUGGGACCACCAGUGGUGACAUCAUGAAAGUUAACCUGAAGACCUGCCUUCUCAGCAGUUGUGGACCAAUAAAACAGAAGUUCAGCAAGGGUGUGAACACAAUGAGGGUGUUGAAGUCUGGGGACGUCCUGGUGGGUUCAGGGGAUGGUAUGUUCACUCUGUGCUCCGGAUCUAACUUCAAAACCAUCAAGAAGGUUCAGUUGGAGGGGGGGGUGACGUCCAUCGCUGUCAGAGGAGAGGGCCACCAGUUCUUUGCGGGGACGGAGGCGGCUCAGAUAUAUCGUUUUGGCUGUACUGACUUUAAAGAGGAGCUGAUUUCCACCAGCCACAACAGUGCCGUCAAAGAUGUGGCGUUUCCUUUUGGCUCGUCUGAACUGUUUGCCACGUGCUCCAAGGAUGACAUCAGAGUGUGGCACGCCGAGACGUGCAAGGAGCUGCUGCGUAUCUCCGUCCCCAACAUGACCUGCAACGCCCUGGACUUCAUGACUGACGGACGGAGCAUCAUAAGUGCCUGGAACGACGGGAAGAUCCGUGUGUUCGGCCCGGAGACCGGCAGAGCCUUACUGGUCAUCCACAGCGCCCACAGCAUGGGCGUGACGGCCAUCGCUGGCACCAGGAGCUGCACGAGGAUUGUUAGCGGAGGGGGAGAGGGACAGGUGCGCGUGUGGGAGCUGCUGCAGGGUUACUACCGGCUCGUUGAAACCAUGAAGGAGCACAAAGCCACUGUCACCUGCAUCAAGAUCAAGAGCAACGACAAGGAGUGUGUCACCGCCAGCUCAGACGGUGCCUGUAUCAUCUGGGACUUGGUGCGUUUUGUGAGGAAUCAGAUGGUCCUGGCCAACACCCUGUUCAGAAGUGUCUGCUACCACCCGGAGGAGUACCAGAUCAUUACCAGUGGUACCGACAGAAAGAUUGGUUACUGGGAGGUUUAUGAUGGCUCAGCCAUCAGAGAACUGGAGGGCUCCCUGUCCGGGGCCAUCAACGGCAUGCAUAUCUCACAGGACGGACAGCACUUUGUCACUGGUGGAGAUGAGAAGCUGGUGAAGGUGUGGGACUACUCAGAGGGCGUGGUUACUCACGUAGGGUUGGGCCACAGCGGCAGCGUCACCAGUGUGAAGAUCUGCUACAACAACCGGAGCAUCGUAAGCAUCAGUGCCGACGGGGCUGUGCUCCGAUGGAGGUACCCCCAUCCUUCCUCUUCCUAGAGUACCUCCUGGAGACUUUUGGAGAGGGAGCGGGUCAAACCACAUGAUCCACAAACUGACCUAUGACCCCACACACUAAGUGACCUUUGAAAUUAUCGACUUGACCCUACCCAAAUGCACACAUGUCCUCAAACCAAACAGCCUGGUGAACAUUGUAUGAACACUACUCUCAUUGUCAGAGCUAUUUCUCCUUUAAUGAAAAUAAAUUGAUUCAAUUGAGAUUUGUGGGAUGUUCACAUAAA